Molecule: messenger RNA, 510 nt
Organism: Colletotrichum costaricense
Lineage: Eukaryota; Fungi; Ascomycota; Sordariomycetes; Glomerellales; Glomerellaceae
Exons: 3
Coding region: 1-510 (169 amino acids)
Source: RefSeq, a predicted model, not a curated record
AUGCAACAAGAAUUAGCAACACCGCCUACUUCUGCGACCUGCUGUUUCCUCACUCUUCUCUCGUACCCAGUCACCGUCACCGUCACCGUCACGCAGGUCAGUCGGCUGCGCUGCAGCAAGGUAGCAGCAGUUUGGCAGCUGGUCCCAGACUCCCAGGUCAAGGUCCCGGUCCAGCAGAAACCAGACCAGAAAGAUCAGCUCAAAGGCCCUUCCCCCGGGAACAAGAGCCCGAACGACGCUCUGGCGGUCGCUCGGGCUGGGCUGGGCGGCCGUGAUCUCGACGACGACGACGACGACGACGACGAUGAUGAUGUUGAUGACUCUGUCUCUCCCGCUACUCUUUCGGUGUCGGCGGUGCUUAGUCUCCCCCCGACAAGCGCCGCACUAUCUGAUUGUGGACUGUCACUACUGUCGUCUGUGAGGUGGGAACUUUAUGGAGAACACUAUGAGCCGGCCUUCCACCUUGGGCCUUUGGGGUACGUUGCUAGUUCUCUUCGGUUGUCUUUUUAG